AUGCCUCGCAAUAAGGUGUCAAAUGAUCUUGAUCACGUGAAAAAGGAUCCAAAGCCUACGACAGUCCCAAAAGGACGUCCCCCACAGCCAUGGUCAAAGAUCAGGAAGCCACUAUUGGAAUUAUCUAUUAACACCGUCAGAAUACCAGAAAAGGGCCAAAAAAAACGGCCCCAGCAGACCUCAAGAGCCUUGAAGGACAUGCAUACUAAAUCACAACUGUCCGUGAUCCUUAGCAUCAACUUCUGGUACACUCUUCGUCCUCCUCAGACGGGAAGCGACAAAGUCAGCUGCUCCCUCGAAGCUACAUCGAGACAACUCACUGGAAUUGUUGACACAAGUAAAUGUGAUCUUGCACAGUUCCUUUAUGUUGCUACCGCAGAUUUUUGGAAUCCACCUGACAUUCUAUCCAUCAAAUUCAUCAAAGCACUUACGCUCACAAUGUCAUGGGAUGAUGGUACCGGGAAGAUGCUUGGAGUGCCUGUCGAUCUCUCCUAUGAUCUAGCAAGCGGACCAUUCAGGGUAUUCGGGAUCGAUGUGAAGGAAGCAUAUAGGAUGGCGCAAAAACUCUACAAGCUCCUUAAGGAUGUCAAAGAACUGUCCGAAGUCGUCGAAGAAAUCGCCGGCGUCAUGGCCGAGCUUGCUGAGCUCGCUGGUGUUGCCGAAAUUGCUGGCGACAUCUGUGCUGCGCUCACGGCUCUUGGAGCAGCCAAGUCUAUUGUGCGAGCUGCACUAGACAAGAUAUUUGGCAAAGAUGAUAAUCAUUUUCUGGGGGAUCCUCGACUGCCCAAGACGCUGAGAUUAAGCAUCAGUCUGCCUGAUGGAACGUGGCAGAACGUGGUACUUGGUUGGUCUGAUAUCUCAAACGGUGUGCAGACUUCUUUCCCAAGGCCUUCUCUAGAGGGUCACAUGGUACUUAAGUAUUUCGGAGUGGUCCCACCGAUUGAAUGCGAUUUUCAGAACGUGAUCCAAGCUCAGCCCAGUGGUUUUUCCCUAGCAAAUACAGACGUUGCGUACCCUCAAGAAAUCGGAUGCCUCGACCUCACGCUCACACCCCAAGAUCAGUAUGGGCAGCCAAGGCUCGGCAUGGGCGCUACGCCUCCUUUGAGCCUCACUUUCGUGAACCAAGGCUCUGGUCUCGCUCCAUCCUACGAUGCUAGCAAAGGCUUUAGCAUACGCAACGACUGUCUUUCGCUGCCGUUCGCGUUAAGAGGAGCUGGAACGUAUGUAUUGACUAUCCGGGAUCAAUCUGAUGCACAAAGCCAGCCCGGAAUGUUCGUCAUUAUCGCUUCUAAUAGGCUUUCCCCAGACUUGUGUUUUCCUUACGGGGAAGGCCUAUGCUCCGGAAUCGCUAGCCAAAAAGUCCCCCUCUAUGUCAAGUUGAGAGACCAAGACGGCAAUCCAUACACUCCAGUGCCGAAUGAGAAUCCAGACAUUACGGUUACUUUGUCUUUGCCAGAUCUUGCUGUGCCGGAUAUUAGUAUCCAGUUCUCGAUUUCAGCAGACCUCUCGACAGCAUUCUACCUUCAACCUGCCGCAGGCACCUACCAGAUUCUGAUUAACAUCAACGAUAUUUCUAUCUGGAGUAUGAACCAGGCGCAUGUGCAGCCCAUUAGAACAAUGGCACAAGGUGAUCAGCUUCAGGGGCCUGCUAUCCCCAGGCUUCACUAUGAUUCUUCCACCAAGGCGGUGAACUUCGCCAGCAAGAAUUCACGAUAUGUAAAGCUUACCGCUAUAACACAAGCUGGCAAUCGCGGUCCGUGCUCGAGCGCUGCAGAUAUCGAAAUUUCUUACACGCAAGGAUCAGGUGCCGACGUCGUUUUCUCCGAGCCUUGGGCUUCUAAGUACGUCCUCACUUUGAACAUCUCUGGCACCCUAGAUAGCCAUGGCUUGAUCAUCGACGACACUCACCAGAGCCAAUCCGACUGCUCCAUCUACCAGAGUCCCAUCCCGGAGUACGGCUGCAGCGUCGCCGUAUACUUCCUCUCAGCCUCCAAAGCUUACGACUUCUUUGUCCCCAAACCUGGGGAACCGCCUACUAUCAGCCAUUGGCUUCCAAGGGCCGUAUUGGAAUCCAAGUAA
Messenger RNA from Letharia lupina, 2079 nucleotides. RefSeq lists its product as uncharacterized. The transcript is spliced from 7 exons. NCBI's taxonomy places the organism in Eukaryota, Fungi, Ascomycota, Lecanoromycetes, Lecanorales, Parmeliaceae. The coding region runs from base 1 to 2079 and encodes 692 amino acids. The record is from RefSeq and is a predicted model, not a curated record.